This is a messenger RNA of Micropterus dolomieu (smallmouth bass), 1422 nucleotides long. RefSeq names its product SH3 domain binding glutamate-rich protein (gene sh3bgr). Gene Ontology annotation, cellular component: cytoplasm. The coding region runs from base 130 to 753 and encodes 207 amino acids. NCBI's taxonomy places the organism in Eukaryota, Metazoa, Chordata, Actinopteri, Centrarchiformes, Centrarchidae. The record is from RefSeq and is a predicted model, not a curated record. The transcript is spliced from 10 exons.
UGUGUGUGUGUGUGUGUGUGAUCUCAGUGCUACGUCUCAGUCCUCCGUCUAAUAAUAGAAGAGGCAGCCUGCUCCUUUAAGAACCUACUUGUUGCAUAUAGACGAGUCUACGAAAUAUAUUGCAACAAAAUGGUUAUCAAAGUAUUUCUCGCUUCUUCAUCAGGAUCCACUGCGAUCAAGAAGAAGCAGCAGGAUGUGGUCGGCUUCCUGGAGGCUCUUAAAGUGGACUACACUCCGCUGGACAUCGCCUGCAAUGAGGAGAACCGCAUGUGGAUGAGGCAGAAUGUCCCUGAGGAGAAGAAGCCCACCAACGGCAUCCCGCUGCCCCCUCAGAUCUUCAAUGAAGAGAGCUACUGUGGGGACUAUGAGACGUUCUUUGACGCCAAAGAGGACAACUCUGUGUAUGCCUUCCUGGGGCUGCCCCCUCCUCCUGGGUCAAAGGAGGUUCCAAUGGAGGAGCGUAAUGGCGAUGCACACAGAGAGGACGAGCAGGCACAGGCAGCUGAGGAAGAAGGUGAGGGUGGCGAGGAGGUAGCAGAGGGAGAGACAGCUGAUGAUGAAGCCACGGAAGGAGAAACAGCAGGAGACGAGGCACUUGCAGAGGAAGAGGAGGAGGCAGUGGAAGAAACAGAUGAGGCCCGAGCACAGGAGGAGGAACAGGAAGAAGCUGAUGAAGACAGGGAGGAAGAAGAGCUACGACAGCUUGAGGAAGAAGAAGAGGCUGAAGUACAAGAGGAGGAAGAGGCCGAGUAGUUGAAGCCAGGUGACGUCAAUGACGUUGACUUACUACUGUCCAGCCUGAAGGAGCCUCCUGUUCUGUCUCUGCCUGACCCCUGACGCUUGACCCCCUCAGCCCUCUCAGACAGCCCCUCCACCCUUCCCCAAGGCCACACUGGACCCCACUGGAAACUUUUGGUCAUGUGCCUGAAGGUGCCGUCCAAACUGAAAAGUCCUAACCCCCAACCCUUUCCCUUUUGACUGCAAUGUUGACUUAAUUUCUAUAUUGCGAGUAGAGACAUAAUGUAAUGAAAAUGCGGCGCAGAGUAGCCUAGUGGUGUCAGUUUCUUUUUAAUGAGUAGCUUUUGUAAAAUGCAAAAAUUAUUAUUAUGUUAUUUUGUUAAACUCAAACAUAUUUCUGAAGUUUUACUUUUAGAAAAUUCUAGUUUCCAAACACAAAGAGGCAAUGACCGUUCCAAAAAAAUAUUACUUUGGAAUACCUUCGCUUGUGGCCUCUACUUGAGAUUCAAAUGUUCAUUACAUUUCAUUACAUACUGCAAGAAUGCAAAGUACUCUGCCACUACUACAAAUAUAUCUGCCAUUACUGCUGUCUAAUCAAUGCACUUUGUUGAAUGAGGAGUGAAACAUGUGACUAAGACUUGGAUGCAAUGGAAAAUGCAAUAAAGUAGACUGGUAAAAACAACA